This is a messenger RNA of Musa acuminata subsp. malaccensis (wild Malaysian banana), 2188 nucleotides long. Its product is annotated as phenylalanine--tRNA ligase beta subunit, cytoplasmic. Gene Ontology annotation, biological process: phenylalanyl-tRNA aminoacylation. The record is from RefSeq and is a predicted model, not a curated record. Gene Ontology annotation, molecular function: RNA binding; ATP binding; phenylalanine-tRNA ligase activity. Lineage: Eukaryota; Viridiplantae; Streptophyta; Magnoliopsida; Zingiberales; Musaceae. Gene Ontology annotation, cellular component: phenylalanine-tRNA ligase complex; cytoplasm.
CAAGGUCGUUCUGGCACAUGCGGCCCACGUGACAUCUCCGCUUUGCGCUCUUAAGGGUUUCUUCCGCGCCUCCGCCGCCGUCCCGCACCUCAUCGCAGAGCCCAUUCCUUCCUCUGCCGACGCGACCGCACCUGCUCCGCCAAUGCCGACGGUGAGCGUCGGAAGGGACCGCCUCUUCGCCGCCCUCGGCAAAACCUACACGCAGGAGGAGUUCGAAGCCCUCUGUUUCGAGUUCGGCAUCGAGCUCGACGAUGUGACUACGGAGAAGGCAAUUAUUAGGAAGGAGAAGCAUCUCGAAGAUGAUGAUGCUGACGAAGAGGACGAGGAGGUCAUAUACAAAAUCGAAGUCGCCGCCAAUAGAUAUGAUUUGCUCUGUCUCGAAGGGAUUGCUCGAGCUCUCAGAAUUUUUAUUGGAAGUGAAAAAAGUCCUCUAUAUACAAUCUCUGAUGUCCCACCUAAGUCUAUGCUUAGAAUGCAUGUUAAACCUGAGACCUCAUUGAUCCGACCAUUUGUCGUUUGUGCCAUUCUAAGAGGAAUAGCCUUUGAUGAAGCCAGAUACAACAGCUUCAUUGAUCUUCAAGAUAAACUCCACCAAAAUAUAUGUAGGAGAAGGACCUUAGUUGCUAUUGGAACUCAUGAUUUGGACACAAUACAGGGUCCUUUUACAUAUGAGGCUUUGCCACCUCAGGAGAUUAAUUUUGUGCCUCUAAAGCAGGUGAAAAGCUUCAGGGCCGAUGACCUGUUAGAAUAUUACAAAUCAGAUUUGAAGCUGAAGAAGUACUUGCACAUAAUUGAGAAUUCUCCUGUAUACCCUGUGAUAUAUGACAGUAAUAGAACUGUUCUGUCACUGCCACCAAUUAUCAAUGGUGCACAUUCAGCAAUCAGCCUAAAGACAAAAAAUGUGUUCGUUGAAUGUACAGCCACUGAUUUGACAAAGGCUAAGAUUGUUUUGAACACAAUGGUGACGAUGUUUUCUGAAUAUUGUGAAAAUAAAUUUGAGAUCGAACCAAUUGAGGUGGUAAACUCUGAUGGCAAGUCUAACAUCUACCCCGAUCUUUCAAUUAUGAAAAUGGAAGUCCCUCUGUCUGACCUUGUUGAUCCAAUUGGUAUCUCACUUGAUGCUACGGAGGUUGUAACCUUAUUAAAUAAAAUGCAAUUGCAAGCGGAGAAGUCCUCAUUGACUGGUGGAGAAUGUAAAAUUUUUGUAUCUGUACCUCCCACUCGAAGUGAUAUUCUACAUGCCCGUGAUGUGAUGGAGGAUGUUGCUAUCGCUUAUGGGUACAACAACAUUCCAAAAUCGAAGCCUAAAUGCAUGACUACAGGAAGUCGGCAGCCAUUGAACCGUUUUUCUGAUAAAAUCAGAGCUGAGGUUGCCAGGGCAGGUUACAUGGAAGUGCUAACUUGGAUAUUGUGCUCACAUGAGGAGAAUUUUGCAAUGUUAAGGCGGAAGGAUGAUGGAGAUAAAGCAGUUGUCAUUUCAAAUCCUCGUUCAGCUGACUUUGAGGUUGUUCGAACAAGUCUCAUGUCAUGCUUGCUAAAGACUUUAAAGCAUAACAUAGAUCACCCAAGACCCAUAAAGAUCUUUGAAGUUGGUGAUGUUGUUACCUUGGAUGGUGAUCGUGAUGUUGGUGCAGCAAAUAACCGUCGACUUGCAGCAUUGUAUUGCAACGUUUCCUCAGGCUUUGAGGAAAUUUUGGGAUUGGUGGAAAGAAUCAUGAAAGUUGUAAGAGCACCUCAUCUGCAAAUUUCUGAAAAUUAUAUUAUUCCUUCAGAUGAACCGGAAUAUUUUCCAAAUAGACAAUGCAGCAUCAUAUUGAAUGGAAAACAAAUAGGCAAUUUUGGGAUUGUUCAUCCUGAGGUUUUGAAGAAAUUUGGUAUUCCAGACCCUUGCUCUUUCUUGGAGAUUGACAUCCAAGCUUUGUUGUAGGGUAAAGUAUUUAAGGUACAAAAUGACAUGAUCCGCUCAUUCUUUUUAUGAUGAGUUAUCUCAGUUAAUGAAUUUGGAGAAUGCUAGCAAGAGUCAAUACUAUUACUUGUGACAAACUCCAGGCUUAUUACAGUCGAAUGCAUGUAAUUUGUGUUUAAUAGUACUUUCCAUGCCAAUCUGACUGCUAGCAAUUGGUAAUUUUUGGAUUGCUUUAUUGCAGUGUAUUUUCAAGCUUUAUUGAUAUUGUCUACGUUACAAACA